AUGGAGGGGGAAGAAGACAGCUCACGGGCUAUUCCUGGGGCUUCACUUGGAGGCCUCCCGACACCGGCCUCCAGGGCCAGUUUUCGCUUGGGGAGCGUCUUCAAUGGGCAGGAAAUUGGGUGGGACGAUGCAAUUGCGACGAGGAGGCGUGAAGAGGUGCGGGAAUGGGAGUCUCUAGGACCUGGCCCGGUGACGGAGGAGCAAGGAACACGGGGAAAGGAGAAGGACCCGGAUUGGAGGCCGGCUCCGGGGGAGGCGGCCGGCACGAGUGGAGGAUCGGGUGAUGAGGGUUGGGGAGGGAGAGGAGCGGGCCAGGCUGGUGGCAGUGGCGCGCGUGGCAGCGGUGCAGCAGCAAAGAGGCCACGCCCGAGUGGGCCUGUGGGGUCGGGAGCUGGAGGGGCCGGGCCGGCGUCGAAUUCGCAGCCGCAGGGGGCAGCCGCGGGUGGUUCUGAGGGGUCGGGCGCAGCAGGGGCAGGUACCUCCGCCGCUGCGGCAGGUGGUGCACCUUUGGGUGGGUCUACGGGGGCUGGAGCUGCUGCUGUGAUUGCAAGCCAGAGGUCCGACAGGGCGGGCAGGACCCCUACCGACGAGGAGCUGGACCCAUGGACUGAGGAGGUGCUUAGGAAUGCAGAACCCGGCCUGGUUCGUGGCAUGUUCAGUGAGAAGGAUGUGAACGAGGCUAGGAAUUGCAAGAUUUGCAAGAAGAAGAUUAGCUGGAAAGGUAGUUGCACGAGCACGGGGAAGAGACACCUUAAGAGGAGCCACUACCCCAGUCUGCAGAUCUGGUGUCGGCGUUUCAAGGAUCCAAACAAGCCAGACAACCUGACGUUUCCCGAUGGGGGAUGGGGUCCGGAUGUCCCCGACCAGACAGCGUGGCCUUGGGAGCAUGCAGCCACGUGGCCCAGGAUUGUACAGACACCAGACAGCGCUGUGACUGGCGGAUCCGAGGCUGGUGGGAGUAGGCAGAUGAGCAUGGCCGCAUUCGUCACGCCGCGUGUUCAUGGCCAGCAGCUGCGCGAGGGAUUGGUGCUGCUAUUUGCGGCAGCUGACCUUCCGUUUCGACUUGUUGAGUGUCGCGAGGCAUACGGGGAGGCUGCUCGGGAGGACAUGCGGCAGCUACUGGUGGGUGAUGGCCUGGCGGGAAGGAUGUCCCUCACCUUUGACAUCUGGACCGGUGAGAACAACGUGGCCUUCAUGGGGGUGACUGCCCACUAUGUCACCAGCGAUUUCCAGCUAAAACAGGCUGUUAUAGACUUCAGGGAGCUUAAGGGCUCUCAUACGGGGGACUUGAUAGCCGAUGAGCUGGAGGAGGUGUUGAGGGAGUGGGGCUUGGAGAAGAUGCUGUUCGCCGUGACGUGUGACAACGCCGAGAACAACAGCAGGGCGAUGCGUCUGCUGGCCGGUGUACCUGACGCCAGGCCGGGCUCACGGCCCAGGCACCCACCACUGCUCAGUCGCUGGAGGCACUUCAGGUGCAUGGCGCACGUCGUCAACCUUGCAGUGCAAGCUGCACUGAAGGUUGACGAGGUGGCCGAGCCACUCAAGAGGCUGCGAGACGUGGCGAACUACAUCGGCUGGUCCACACUGCGCACAGAUCGUUUCUUCGAGCUCCAAAAGGGAUACGCGGCGACCCGGCCCCAGGGUCCUCCCGGUUCUCGGCGACCAUCGGGUCCGUUGCGUUUGAUCGUGGACUGCGUGACGAGAUGGGGUUCUACACUCCACAUGGUGAACAGGGGCUUCGAGCUGCGCAUGCCCAUUGCCAUGUUUUUCGACGAUUCAGAUUACAACGCGCUGAUUGAUCUGCAGGAGAAGACACAGCGCACUCCUGGCAUCUCCCCUCUGCGCUCAUCGCUGAUCACUGCUGCUCUGAGCAAGCUGGAGCGACACAUGGGGGGUGUGAGCGAGGAGGCAGCGAUAGCCACUUUCUUGGACCCGCGCCAGAAGCUCGCGCCCUUCAAGCACCGAGCCAGGGCAGCAGAGGGGAAUUCGAGAGGGACAACACUGGAGCUAGGACCUGAUAGGGUGAAGGCCCUGGUACGAGCGCGCCUUCCAGAGUACCAGGCAGCCAGCACCACGGCGCUGCGAGAUGGUGGGGAGGUGACUAGUGCGAGGGGUGCAGGGGUGCAUGCGUCGGCAGGGGUGUGCCCCCCUCCCUGCUGUUACUCCUGCGCACCUCUCCUUGCUGAUACUCCUCUCCUCCCUUCCUGGUCGUGGUUCCUCUCCUCCCUUCCCUGCUGUGGUUCCCCUGCUCCCCUCCCUACUGUGACUCCUCUCCUCCCUUCCCUGCUGUGGUUCCCCUGCUCCCCUCCCUGCUGUGGUUCCUCUCCUCCCUUCCCUGCUGUGGUUACCCUGCUCCCCUCCCUGCUGUGGUUCCUCUCCUCCCUUCCCUGCUGCAGCUCCUCUGCUCCCCUCCUUGCUGUGGUUCCUCUCCUCCCUUUCCAGCUGUGGUUCCCAUGCUCCCCUCCCUGCUAUGGUUCCUCUCCUCCCUUCCCUGCUGUGGUUCCCCUGCUCCUCUCCCUGCUGUGGUUCCUCUCCUCCCUUCCCUGCUGUGGUUCCCCUGCUCCUCUCCCUGCUGUGGUUCCUCUCCUCCCUUCCCUGCUGUGGUUCACCUGCUCCCUUCCCUGCUUUGGUUCCUCUCCUCCCUUCCCUGCUAUGGUUCCCCUGAUCCUCUCCUUGCUGUGGUUCCUCUCCUCCCCUCCCUGCUGUGGCUCCCCUGUCCCCCCAUUCCCUCUUACUCCAAGCUCGGAGCACCGCAAUUCCACCAUUCAUCUCCUCUAG
Molecule: messenger RNA, 2778 nt
Organism: Closterium sp. NIES-65
Lineage: Eukaryota; Viridiplantae; Streptophyta; Zygnematophyceae; Desmidiales; Closteriaceae
Source: the annotation of a GenBank genome assembly